Pungitius pungitius (ninespine stickleback) is the source of this 4500-nucleotide messenger RNA. It is a transcript of the gene dhx29, whose product is annotated as DEAH (Asp-Glu-Ala-His) box polypeptide 29. The transcript is spliced from 28 exons. Lineage: Eukaryota; Metazoa; Chordata; Actinopteri; Perciformes; Gasterosteidae. The coding region runs from base 154 to 4293 and encodes 1379 amino acids. The record is from RefSeq and is a predicted model, not a curated record. Gene Ontology annotation, molecular function: RNA helicase activity; RNA binding; ATP binding. Gene Ontology annotation, biological process: translational initiation. Gene Ontology annotation, cellular component: intracellular anatomical structure.
UACGGAAAGAACACACACGUUAGCGGGUUUUUCCCCCCCUCAUUUUCUGAGCUAUCCACACACACACACAAAAAAACUCCGGACUUUCGCCGAUGACUCGGCGUCACAUCGACGCACAGAAGAGCUGCGCACAGGUGGUGUUUCGGGGAUCGAAUGGGUGGAAAGAAGAAGAAAUCGGCGGUGCAAGCGGCCGCUGCCAUGGCCCCAUCAUCGGCAGCAGCGGCCGCGGGCAGGACCGGCGCUGCGCCGGCGGAAGAGCCGAAGAAACAGCCAGCCAACAACAACACCAGCAAACCGGCCAAAGACAACAAGUCUAAAGCUCCAAAGACCUACAGUCUUGCCAACACUUCCCAGGUUGACACGGGGGGACUCGCAGACAAGUCGAUUCUUAAAGUCGCUAUCCAAGCUGAACUAGAGAAGAAGAUCAUCAAGCUGAUCAACGACUUCAGAGAGGAGAAUGGGGACAAAGGACCCAUAUCGGGCAGACUUACCAACAAAAAGUUGCUGGAUCUCUACACAGCUCUGCAGAAGUUCAACUUCAAGAGAGAGCACAUUGAGGAGGCGAUGAAGAGCAGUGUGCUGUACGGAGGGGAUCUCCACUCCGCUCUCGACUGGCUGUGCCUCAACCUCAGAGACGAGGAGCUGCCAGAAGGUUUUACCCAGCAGAUGCAGGAGGAGAGUCAGAGGAGCAGGCCCAAGUUCCAGCCUCCGGUCCAGGAGAAACCUGCACCCCCGAGCCCCAAAGCACCCAGCAACCAUCGCAGGAAGCCCGCCGCGGUGACGGAGAAGGAUGACGCUGCCAGCAUGAAGGAUUGGAUCUUACGGUAUGCAGAGCAGAGCAGUGACGAGGAGGAGGAAGAGGAAGUAGCGAAGAAGACGCACAAUCCUGAACUGGAGGAAAAGUUUGAUCCAAACGACCGGUAUUUGGCUCUCACUGCUCAAUUGUAUGACGCAAAAGAAAUGGCAGCUACUACCAAGGCAAAAGGAGAUAAGGCGGGCCAGAGGAUGGCACAGGACCGGAUACGCGUCAUUCAGCAAGAAAUGAAGCCACUGGAGUCCCACCCCGUGUUCAACCCAGCUAUCAAGGUGGUGGACGUGCCUCAGAAGGAGAAGAAGACCCUUCCUGUCAGCGAGAACAAAGAGGAUCCCAACUUCAACUUAUUUGAGCAGACUGAAAAGGCCCCUCCAGCGGCAAAAGUGCCGAAAAAGAACGAGCCAAAGGACAUCCGUAAUUUUGACUACACAGCUCGCAGCUGGACAGGAAAGUCCCCCAAACAGUUCCUCAUCGACUGGGUCCGAAAGAACCUGCCCAAGAGUCCGGCGCCGGCGUUUCACAAGGUCGCUGCUGGCAGAUACUGGAGAUCCAAGGUGCGCGUGCAGAGAACCGAGGACGUUCUUGAAGUCUGUCCAACGAUCUUGACGGAGGACAGCAUGCAGGCUCAACAUCUGGCAGCCACCCUGGCGCUCUACACCCUAGUUAAAGGACAGUCCGUGCACCAGCUGCUCCCUCCAACCUACAGAGACGUGUGGCUGGAGUGGAGGGACAGCGAGCAGCACCAGCGGGAAGAGAGUCGCACCGCUGCCAACAAGCCCCGGGACCAGUUCAUCUCCCGGCUUCUGACCAGACUCAAGCAGCAGCAGCAGCAGCAGGGCCAGGACCCGUCGGUCCUGGAGUCAGGCUCCCGGGGCCAGGGCGGGCACGGCAGUGCUGGGGACGAAGAACCCGAAGAGUCCUGGGAGAACCUGGCCGCUCUUGACGCCGCGGGGGGAGGUGAAGAACCGGAGGACAAGAGUGAGAACAGAGGGAGGGCGGAAGGGGCACUGGAGGCGUCCAGAGAGCUCCUAAUGAAGCUCAAGAAGUCCCCGCUGGCCCUCAAACUGAAGGCACAGCGAGAGCAGCUCCCCGUUUUCCAACAUCGCCAUCGCGUCCUGGAGGCCCUGCGGCGCCACCCGGUGGUGGUGGUGGCCGGGGAGACGGGCAGCGGCAAGAGCACCCAGAUCCCUCAGUUCCUCUUGGAGGAGAUGCUGGCCGGCGGCAAAGCGGCGAAGCCGUGCAACAUCGUGGUGACGCAGCCCCGCCGGAUCUCCGCCAUGAGCCUGGCCUGCAGGGUCAGCGAGGAGAUGGGCUGCGAGGAUGGGCCGGGGUCAAAGUCGUCGCUGUGCGGGUACCAGAUCCGGAUGGAGAAUCAGUCCGGGGAGUGGACCCGCUUGCUGUACUGCACCACCGGGGUCCUGCUCAGGAAGUUGCAGCACGACCGGCACCUCAGCUCCCUGACGCACAUCAUCGUAGACGAGGUCCACGAGCGCAGUGUCCAGUCAGACUUCCUGUUAACCAUCCUGAAAGACGUCGUCAUGAGGAGGUCGGACCUGCAGCUGAUCCUCAUGAGCGCCACAGUGGACUGCUGCAAGUUCUCCAACUACUUCAACCGCUGCCCAGUGAUCAGCAUUCCCGGGAGGACCUUCCCCGUGGAGGUGUUCCACUUGGAAGACAUCGUGGAGCAGACGGGCUACGUCCUGGAAAAGGACUCGGAGUACUGCCAGAAGAUUCUCGAAGAGGAGGAGGAGGUUAGCAUCUCCGUCUCCCAGAAGGGGGGCAGGACCGGCCAGCACCAGGAGGUGAUAUCGAGGGACUCCUCUUCCGGCUGGGACCUGGGCCCAGAUCUCGACCACUUCAGCAGCAGGACUCGGCAGGCGUUGCAGUACAUGAACCCCAAUAAGAUCAACACGGACCUGCUGGUGGACCUCAUCGACUAUCUGGACAAAUCCCCGCAGUUUGCGAAGCUGGACGGCGCCGUCCUCGUGUUUCUGCCGGGCCUGGCUCACAUCCAGCUGCUGCACGACCUGCUCACCUCGGACAAGAGGUUCAGGGACAAAAACAGGUACAGGAUCGUCGCGCUGCACUCCACCCUCUCGUCCAAGGACCAGGCCGCUGCCUUCACGGUGCCACCGGCUGGAUUCAGAAAGAUUGUCCUGUCGACUAACAUCGCCGAGACAGGUGUGACUAUUCCCGACGUGGUGUUCGUCAUCGACACCGGAAAGACCAAAGAAAACAAGUACCACGAGAGCAGCCAGAUGAGCUCCCUGGUGGAAACCUUUGUUUCCAAAGCGAGCGCCCUGCAGAGGCAGGGCCGAGCGGGACGAGUCCAAAACGGCUUCUGCUUCAGGCUCUAUCCAAAGUUCCGGUUCGACGCCUUCAUGGACUACUCCGUUCCGGAGAUACUGCGCGUCCCGCUGGAGGAGCUCUGCCUUCAUAUCAUGAAAUGUCAGUACGGCUCCCCGGAGGAGUUUCUGAGCCGGGCCCUGGAUGCCCCUCAGCCCCAGUCGGUCAGCAACGCGGUCAACCUGCUGAGGAAGAUCGGCGCGUGUCGCCCCGACAGUCACCUCCUCACCCCUCUGGGGCACCACCUGGCGGGUCUGCCGGUCAACGUGAAGAUCGGCAAGAUGCUGAUCUACGGCGCUAUCCUCGGCUGCCUGGAGCCCAUAGCAACCAUCGCGGCCGCCAUCUCGGAGAAGUCUCCCUUCUCCACGCCCAUGAACAGGAAGGAGGAAGCCAACCUGGCCAAAGCCGCCCUGGCAUUGGCCAACUCUGAUCACCUGACCAUAUACAAUGCAUACCUGGGGUGGAAGAAGUCCCAGACUGACGGACAAAGAGCAGAAAUGUCCUUCUGUAGACAACACUUCCUCAAUCGCACAGCUCUCAUUACAAUCGAGAGUGUGAAGCACGAGCUGAUGAGGAUGAUGGAGCAGGCGGGCUUUUGGUCGUCUCGCUCCAAGCCCCAGGCGGCGGCGGCGCCGGCGCCGGCGGCGGCGCUGUCCAGGCACCAGAUCUCCGUCCUGAACGCGGUGCUGACGGCGGGGCUCUACGACAGCGUGGCCCGCGUCCUCUGCACCCCCUCCGUGGACGUGCUGGAGCGAGUGGUCUGCACGGUGGAGACGCCCCAGGGCAAGGCGCAGGUCCACCCCUCGUCGGUGAACCGCAACCUGCAGACGCACGGCUGGCUGCUGUACCAGGAGAAGGUGAAAUACUCCAAGAUCUACCUGCGGGACACCUCCCUGAUCUCUCCUUUCCCCGUGCUGCUGUUCGGAGGCGACAUCGAUAUCCAGCACAGAGAGAGGCUCAUCUCAGUAGAUGGAUGGAUCCUCUUCCAGGCUCCCGUACGGAUUGGCGUGAUCUUCAAACACCUGAGGAAGCUGAUGGACUCGCUGCUGGAAAAGAAGCUGGAGAACCCGAGGAUGAGCCUCGAAGGGGAGAGGACCAUCCACACGAUCCUGGACCUGAUCAAAUCAGAGUGACGUCGCAUCUGGUUGCCAUCGAAGGCACACCUGGUGUUGAGGCGCCCGAUGAACUGCCCGCAGACGGAUGGACACCCUGAAGAUGAACCACGGAGAAGUCUCACUCACAUUGAGGAGGACUGCAUCCAAUGGGAUGUGGAAAUUCGAGAGCAAAAAAAAUAGAAAAUGAUGACAAAUGUGCUGGGAAUAAAGAUGUACACAUUUUUA